Fusarium falciforme is the source of this 1032-nucleotide messenger RNA. RefSeq lists its product as hypothetical. The record is from RefSeq and is a predicted model, not a curated record. NCBI's taxonomy places the organism in Eukaryota, Fungi, Ascomycota, Sordariomycetes, Hypocreales, Nectriaceae. Bases 1 to 1032 code for a protein of 343 amino acids. The transcript has 2 exons.
AUGUCGCCCCAAAGCAUUUCUCAGCGCCAGGGUGUCAAAGGUGACGGUCCUGUGCCGCAACGCAACGCUCUCGACGCCUUAAAACGACCCGAAACCAUGAAAAAACAACAACCAGAUCUCAAACUUCGCUGCCCCAUCCGUGCUCAUGCCGACAAAUGCCUUGAUGAUGGCAUGCAGGUUGGGUUGCUCGCCUGUGAGAAAGGCAAGACCUUCCCAGCGAUAGACAAACUCAAUGAACAUCUAUCCCGGGUCCAUUCGCUCAAGUACAUAUGUCUGCCCUGCAAGACGAAAUUCCCGUCCGUCAACAAAGCUGAUCUGGCAAAACUGAGGCACGACCAUCCUUGUGAAGAGAAACCCUGGCCUAAGGAAGGAAAACACGUCAAUCAAUGGAACUUGAUGAGCCAGGAGCAGCAUGAUCGAUGGUCCGUCUGGACAAGGUCUAACAAUGAACGCCGCCAACCUGAAGAUGGGCAACGAGAAAAGAAAGCGUUUUGGAGCUGGAGGAAGAUUUAUGAGAGGCUCUAUCCAAACACCGUCGACUUUCCAGCUGCAUUUUUUCCAGCGGAGCGAUUGGGUGAUGAUGAUAAGACGGCUUCCAAUGACAAGGAGAAGAGCAUUGACACUCAGCCGAGAGUGGAGGCAGAACAAACUCCUGUCGCCAACACUGGAGUCCCAUCCAGACCACCGACAGGCCCAAACUUUCUCAAGAGCAACGACCCGGUCUGGUUUGUGAAUCCUCUCUCCGCCGACUUGGGGGUUGAUCAGCAACGCUGCCCAGAAACAGAAAGCAGCGUCUCAUGGCUCGAAACCUCGACUGGCCCUGGCUCCAUGGCAUACUCAUCGACAUCGGGUACUACUGACUAUCUGAGGCCACAGACUCCCUCCUACAAUCCCUUCACUAAUGAAAAUGCGCCUGAUUGGGUAUUCCACAUUGGUGAUGCUCAGCCUUACACUGUUGAGAGGGAAAUGGACAUCUUCGGUGGGAAUCCGGAGGAUUUCAUCAUCCAGGAGGCCCAAGCUUUCCCGAAGUGA